AGGAGUGAUCGCGAGAGAACCUUAGAGCUGAGCAGUACAUAGCGGGAGCAAGAGAAAGCUGCAAGCGUUAAUCUGUUUAAAAAAAAAAAAAAAAAGUAAACUAAAACAGGCAUAAUAAUGGAUGUUGCCAUAGAAAUGAGUUACGCGGUACCCGCAAUGAUAUUCAGUGUGCUAGCCAUUGUUUUGGCAGCUAUAUUUCUAAAAAUGAAAUUAGCCAUACCCACAGACCAAGAUGCAAUCAAAUCCGACGACGCCACAGACGGUGCAAAGAUUUCUGAGCAACUGGAGGGAGAUUUAAAGACCGCAGACGGGGACAAAACAAAUGCGAGCAAGGAUGGAGAACCCGUGGAGGCGAAUAAAGUCGCGGAGAUUACGGGGGAAGAUGUAAAUGUAAAGGAAAAGAACGAAGCAGAUGCAGCGGCGGCAGAGAAGGAGACAGUCGGGGGUGCUGCUGUUGGAGAUACGCUGGUUGUGGAGGAAAUCGGAGCAGUGGAGAGGGGGAAUCUGAAAACAAACGUGGACAAAGUUGGCGAGUCUGAAGAGCAGAGUCACCCCCAUCAAGAAAAUAAUGCCACAGUCAACGCUGAAGAACGAGAGAGUGAGGCAGAGACUGUGGAGUCAGUGCAGGCUUCUCCAGAGCUGGCAGAUGGUGAUGACCAAGAUGACAAAGAAGAAUACAAAGUGAACCUGAAGUACAGCCCAGGGAAGAUGAGAGCCAGUCAGUACGAGACUAUGAUGAGCAGCGAGGAGCUGAAGGAGGAGCAGAGAGUGCAGAGAGAGCAGCUGACCGCGAUCUUCAGACUGCUGGAGGAGAACAAGGACGCCUUUGGAGAGAUGUCAGAUGUAGACGUGGAAGAACAACUGAAGCUGUACGCCAUUUAAAAGGAACUGUUCUACGUCUUCUUUUAUAUUCAAAUGAUAUACAAAUAUUGAGACAUUCGAGUGGAUACAACUGGAAGAACAUUGGGUUUAUUUUACUCCUGAGUGCUGGCAAUGCAACCACAUUGAACACUGUACCUUGAAGACAUUGAAAAAGACAUGUAGUCUAAACAUUUGUCAUUGAAUGUAUUAAGUUUCUUUUAUUAUUUGUAAAUCCACGGUAGAAAACCAUCAGUUGGGGCUUAAAAAUAAGAAAAAAUGUCUCACUCAAUCAGUCUGCUUUGAAGUUAUAGUAAUUGUAGCUAACAAAAUAAUUCCAUAUACAUUUCUCUGCCAUGCACAGCCAUACAUUAUAUAGAUCUCAAAUGUGUAAUUUAGAAAGAAAGACACGUAUAGCAAACCUGUAUUUUCACUUCAAACAGUGUACCAAAGUGGCUCGCAUGGUAGAAGCGCAGCCACAUGGGGCACAGGGAGAGUCAUACAGCGCAGGUUGGUGUCCUGGCUGUGCGAAGUAGGCAGGUCUUUGCUGGGGACUCUGAAGAGAGCAUCGCAUUGGCUCAGGCGCUCCCGUGGGUUAGGGGGGGAGGUAAAACUGUCAGGGACUGUUUAUCCUCAUCACUCUAUAGCGAACCCUGCUUGCCAGGCGGACACCUGCAGGGCUGGCCUUUAUUCUUCACAGGUCGAUAGCUCACUGAGAUAUUCUCUUGAGCUCCUGGGUGAAAAAAGAAGCUGGUUUGAUCGUGUGAUCAGAGGACAUCCACUAAAUCUUUGUGUCUCCUGAGCCAUGUGGGGAAUUGAUGCAAUGCGGUGGAAUAGCGAUUGGGCAUUCCAAAUUGGGAGAAAAUCAGGAAAAAUUAUAAAUCGGAUACCCUAAGAAAACAAAAAAACAGACUAAAUCUCUGUUUGUAAGCCAAGCUUUUAGGUGAUCUUGCUCUUCCAAGGUCAUUUCACUUGGAGAGUGGCUUCUUUCCUGUCUACAGUGCCUAUAAUAAGUAUUCAACCCCAUUGAAUGUUUUCA
Polyodon spathula (Mississippi paddlefish) is the source of this 1897-nucleotide messenger RNA. RefSeq lists its product as uncharacterized. The record is from RefSeq and is a predicted model, not a curated record. The transcript has 4 exons. The coding region runs from base 118 to 882 and encodes 254 amino acids. Lineage: Eukaryota; Metazoa; Chordata; Actinopteri; Acipenseriformes; Polyodontidae.